Thyridium curvatum is the source of this 2661-nucleotide messenger RNA. RefSeq lists its product as uncharacterized. The transcript has 5 exons. Gene Ontology annotation, molecular function: oxidoreductase activity; FAD binding. Bases 1 to 2661 code for a protein of 886 amino acids. Lineage: Eukaryota; Fungi; Ascomycota; Sordariomycetes; Thyridiales; Thyridiaceae. The record is from RefSeq and is a predicted model, not a curated record.
AUGGCCUCCGUUUCUCGUCAGCAACCAAUUUUGUCCCUCACAGGCGAGACGCCGGAGCUGCAUCCCGCCAAUACUAUUCGAAAAGCGUUGACCCUGGAGGUCUUUUUCUUGGAGUGGCAGCAACUUCUCAUGGCGCAGAAGCGACCACGCGGCAAGCGCCAGAAAUCCCCUGCUCAACCCGAGCGCCCACGCCGUGAGAGGCCGCCGCACGACCAGAGCGGCACAGCCAGCGAAGGGUUUGAGGCUUUCUGUCGUCGGUUCAUCGAGCCACGCUUGCGUGAGCAUGUCGAGAGGCAAGCAGAGGGCGAUAUUAAGCAGUCAGUCCGGCCCACGAGCAGUCGAGAAAGCUCUACGUCAGGGGAAGCCUCGAAACAAUUGAUCAAAUUAGUCCUGGGCUUGGCCCAACUGAUCGUGCAUCGGUACAUCGCCAAGAGAACAGCAACGGAGAACACGGCCGAGGAGACACAAGACUCGUUCUCUGGAAUCAGCACCCAAUGGUCCGAGGCGCCUUUAUCGGGGAGAGAUGGGUCGCCGUUGUCAGCCAGAGACGACCAGCUCGUGGCCUCGCUUGACCGCGUCUUGGACCAGCUUCAGGCGACUGAGGACCUGCUAGUCAGAACAAUGUACAGUCCCGCGAGUCACGAGAAUUGCCAGAUACGCCGCAGCAUUCUCGUCCAUGCCAACAGCCUACAGGCAGCCAUAGGAAGAGCAGCCGCCCAAGUGCGAGGUCUCCGAGGACGGCUCAAGAGUGGCGACCAAGGCGGCAACCAAUGCGAUCGAGCCUCGGAAGGUGCGAGAAGGCAGUAUGGAGAGAGCGCCAGCUACUACUGGCCUUCGGGGUGCAAAGAUCGUCUGAACCGUCGAGGCAUGGUCAGCUUUACCGCAUCGGCUCGAGCAGCUAUCUUAGCCAGCGUGCUCUUGCCGAGACAUAUUCUGGCCGUUCCACAGUCUUCAUCACCCGCGCUCGUUCCUAGAAUCUGGAAUGGGAAGAAGUACGGCUGCAAAUGCUAUAUCGGAGACUCGUGCUGGCCGGCUGAGCCUGCCUGGACUCAUCUGAACAAGACGCUAGAUGGGAAUCUGGCUGUCGACAUCCCACCAGGCGCACCCUGCCAUGACGAAUUCAAUGGGCCCCUGGGAACCGUCAAGACGUACGACGCUGCGAAGUGUGCCGAAGUGACCAGUAAUUUUGCCAGCGAAGACUGGACUGUUUCGCUCCCUGCCGCGGCGCUCUGGACGUUUUUUACGAACGAGACCUGCCGACCGACGCUCAACCGCAAAGAUGUAUGCACUCUCGGCUACUACCCCAUCUAUGUCAUCAUGGCAAAGACAACCUCGCACAUCAAAGCUGGUAUCGACUUUGCCCGCGCCAACAAUCUACGUCUGAUUGUGCGCAAUACAGGCCAUGAUUUUCUGGGAAGAAGCACGGGCUUUGGUUCGCUCGUCAUCAACACGCACAGCUUCAAGGACUAUACUUUCCACAAAUCCUACCGUGGACCGGGCAACUACAGCGGGCCUUGUGUGGAAGUUGGCGCGGGUGUCCAGGGGCGCGAGUUCCUCAGGGUCGGACAUGAGAGGACGCCACCGGUGGUCGUGGUCACUGGAGAAUGUCCAACAGUUGGAAUUGCUGGAGGGCUUGUCGGUGGCGGCGGCCACGGCCCGUGGACGACUUUGAAGGGAUUCGCUUCGGACAAUGCUCUAGAGUUCCACGCCAUCACUGCCGAUGGCGUGGUCAGGAAGGCUAACGCAGAGGAGAACCCGGAUCUAUAUUGGGCUCUCAAGGGUGGAGGCCCAGGAGCUUUUGCAGUUAUUCUCAGUGUCACCUAUGCGGUCUUUGAGGACGUGCGGUCAGCCGGAGCCAUAUUGAAUAUCAACCGGACACACACCACCGACACCCAGCUCUGGUGGAAAGGCGUGACAGCUUUUCACGGCUACGCAAACCAUUUUGUCGAUUCCGGACUCUAUGUGUACUGGGAACUAGCAGAGCUUAGUCUGCAUAUCCAGCCGUUUGUGGCUAUCGGUCAGAGUGCUUCUGAUCUGCGGGAGAUCCUGAAACCUCUUUUAGAUGAUCUAGACCGACUGGGCCUCGAGUAUUCCUUCUCCAUCAAGGAGUUCUCGACCUUCUUUGAUCUUUAUAUCGACAUGUUCGAGGACGAGGGAGCCGGUGGGACCGCGAUUACUGGGGGCUGGAUGUUCUCACACAACGAUGUCGCCAAGAACAACGAGGGGAUCAUUGGAUCCUUCCAAAAUGCCCUGGCUAAUGGAGCGUUCAUAGUCGGGCAUCUCUGGGAUGCCGGCCAUUCCCCAACUAUCACAGAAAGUGCUAUCAAUCCCCGGUUCAAGCAGAGCUCCGACUUUGCCAUCGUAGCUCUACCUGUAGCCGUCAAUGCCAGUCUUGGCGAGAAGGCAGCUGCACAGGAGUUGCUGACAUCGAAUAUCGAUCUAGAGCUCCAGAAAGCUGGGCCAUGUGGUGCAAACUAUGUGAACGAGGCCGAUCCCUUUCAAGAUAACUGGCAGGAGCACUUCUGGGGCACCAAUUACCCUAAGCUGCUAGAGAUUAAGAAGAAAUGGGACCCAGAUACGCUCUUCUAUUACGUGUCGACCCCAGGCACCGAGGACUGGGAGCAGAUAGAACACAACACAAGGCUGUGCAAGAAGCUCUGA